This is a messenger RNA of Parnassius apollo (apollo), 465 nucleotides long. NCBI's taxonomy places the organism in Eukaryota, Metazoa, Arthropoda, Insecta, Lepidoptera, Papilionidae. The record is from the annotation of a GenBank genome assembly.
AUGAAGAAAUGGAGUCCGACACGUACCAUUACGGCGGUGGCUGUUGUAAUGUCAGUGAGGAAGCCGCAUCUGAGAGCCGCAGGACAAAGUCCGUCAUUGAAAUGCCCACGCCAGCACCCGUCCCGCUUGAAGCUGAAGCUGAAGUCUUCAGAAGGGGUCCGUGUUCAUUCAUCAUCACAAGACGAGGAAAGUAUGCUGCCCCCAGAAACCUUGACAGCUCUUGGGGAAGGAAAAACGUCCGAAGAAAUUUUUGAGCAGAAGAUCCCUACGGAAGUCUCUAAACGUUGGGGUAAAAUCCUGAUAGAAGGGUUGACGAAGGAACAGAAGGAGAACUUUCUGACUAAAACACUGAUCCUCGAAUAUUUUCAACUUGCUAAAGCUCCAAGAUUGAACGCCAAGUUUGUGUCAGUAAUUAAUGAAUCGCCUAAAAAUCGUUACAGGCGUUUAGAAAAGAUGCAAAACUAA